AUGAGGCCCAGCCAGUGUCCCUGCCUUGCAGGAAGGACUGUGUCCCUCUGUAGGAGCAGCAGCCAGAGCGCUGGGAUCCUCUGGCUGUGUUUUUCCCUCUGCUUCAUAGACACACGUGGUGAGUUCCUGACCCGGAACUCCCGCCCCAACAUUGUGCUGCUCAUGGCCGAUGACCUCGGCAUGGGGGACCUAGGAUGCUACGGGAACACCUCUGUCAGGACCCCGAACAUCGACCGUCUUGCAAAAGAGGGCGUGAUGCUCACACAGCACCUGGCGGCUGCCUCCAUGUGUACACCCAGCCGUGCAGCCUUCCUCACAGGGCGUUAUCCUGUGCGCUCAGGCAUGGCAUCACCCAAUAACAUGUACCGUGACAUCAUGUGGUUGGGUGGAUCAGGCGGACUCUCGAGCAAUGAGACGACAUUUGCCAAGAUGCUGCAACACCGGGGAUACCGCACAGGACUUAUAGGGAAGUGGCACUUGGGCAUGAGCUGUGCAUCCCGAGGAGACCACUGUGCACACCCGCUCAACCAUGGCUUUGACUUCUUCUACGGGAUGCCGCUGGGGCUGCUGGGGGACUGCAGCGCCCGUGCCUGGCCAGAAGUGCACAGCGGUCUUCGCUUCCAGCUGUGGGUGACAUCAGCAGCACUGGCCACCCUACCCUUUUUGCUGCUGGUACCCCGCCUGGCACGCUGGUUUUCUGUUCCCUGGUUGCUCGUGGCCGCUUCUGGCUUCCUGGCUGCGUUCUUCUUUUUGCUCUGGUUCAGCAGCUACGGCUUCGUGCGCAGGUGGAACUGCAUCAUCAUGCGUGACCAUGAUGUUAUCCAGCAGCCAGCCGAGGAGACCCGGGCAGCAGGGCUGAUGCUGAGGGAGGCACUGGCCUUCAUUGACAGGCAUAAGCGUGGCCCAUUCCUGCUGUUCCUGUCCUUCUUGCACGUGCACACGCCAUUGCCUACGCGUGGGAAUUUCGUGGGUCGCAGCAAGUUUGGGCUGUAUGGGGACAAUGUAGAGGAGUUGGACUGGAUGGUGGGGAAGGUUCUCGCGGCCCUGGAUCGGGAGCGCCUAACCAAUCAGACCCUGGUUUAUUUCACAUCAGACAACGGUGGCCGCCUGGAGGCAGAGAAAGAUGGGGCCCGUGCUGGUGGCUGGAAUGGGGUCUACAGGGGAGGCAGCGGCAUGGGUGGCUGGGAGGGCGGAGUACGCGUGCCUGGCAUCUUCCGGUGGCCCACAGUGCUGGAGGCAGGACUAGUCAUCGAGGAGCCUACGAGUCUCAUGGACCUGCUCCCCACCCUAAGUCAUGUGGGCGGCGGGAUCCUCCCCCAGGACAGAGUGAUUGAUGGCCGGAAUCUAAUGCCGCUGCUGGAGGGCCAUGUGCAACGCUCAGACCAUGAGUUCUUCUUCCACUACUGUGGCGUUUUCCUACAUAGCGUCAGGUGGCACCAGAAGGACUGCAACACUGUGUGGAAGGCCCAUUAUGUCACCCCCAAUGUCUCCCCGGAAGGCUCCGAAGCCUGCCAUGGUGGUGUGUGUGCUUGCUCCGGUGAUGUCACCCACCACGACCCGCCCCUGCUUUUCGACAUCUCAAGAGACCCCGCAGAGUCGCACCCACUGAACCCAGACAAUGAGGUGCUAUUCGACACAGUGCUUGGAAAGAUGGCAGCAGCAGUGAGGGAGCAUCGAGCCACCAUUACCCCCACACCCCGCCAGCUCUCCACCUUCAAUGCACUCUGGAAACCCUGGCUGCAGCCCUGCUGUGGUGCUGCCUUUCCGCUCUGCAGCUGCUCAGGGGAGGAUGUAUGAGUGUGGUUCUCAAU
Phodopus roborovskii (desert hamster) is the source of this 1811-nucleotide messenger RNA. It is a transcript of the gene Arsh, whose product is annotated as arylsulfatase family member H. Bases 1 to 1797 code for a protein of 598 amino acids. The transcript has 10 exons. NCBI's taxonomy places the organism in Eukaryota, Metazoa, Chordata, Mammalia, Rodentia, Cricetidae. The record is from RefSeq and is a predicted model, not a curated record. Gene Ontology annotation, molecular function: arylsulfatase activity.